This is a messenger RNA of Telopea speciosissima, 770 nucleotides long. RefSeq lists its product as uncharacterized. Lineage: Eukaryota; Viridiplantae; Streptophyta; Magnoliopsida; Proteales; Proteaceae. The coding region runs from base 45 to 227 and encodes 60 amino acids. The transcript is spliced from 2 exons. The record is from RefSeq and is a predicted model, not a curated record.
GACAAUUUGUUUCUCAGCCAUGAUCUUGUUAUUGCAGGUUAAAAAUGCCACAUAGAACACGGCCUAUGACUGCUCUCUUGGUGUUUAUGGGAGUGAAUGUUGUUUUGGUAUCAACAAUUACUCCAGUGUAUGAUUUCGUUUGCUUCCUUCCAUACUGGGAAAGAAGGAGAGAACGUCGUCGGAAGGAACGUGAAGCUGCUUUAACAAAAGGUGCUGAAUCUGCCUAAAGAAGUUUCUGAUGCAAACUUUUCAGAUAACAGAUUUUUGUGCAUCAUUGUUGUGUUGUAAAGUUGUGAUUUCUAUUUUCCUUGGAAGAGGAGGAAAAGAGAACUGGAAAAUGUGUUUCUGGUAGCAAAUGUAGGUUCUUCCCCUAUGGGUUUUUAAUGCUGCUUUUGCUGGAACAUGCAACUGUAGGGUUCUCUUUGUCAUGUAAUGGGGUAGCACUUAGCUGAAGUGUUGGCUUACAGAUAGGAUCUUAUCUGUUGGAGGGUUUACUGAAGUAUGUCUUGCCUCUGAUUGUGGCUUUAUGAGGCUGAAAAUCCAAUUUCUGGGAGAGAAGAAAAGCAAGAACUUAUAGAGGUGAAAUCCUACAUUUCUCAAAGUUGGUAGGAAAAGUACAUUUGUGAAAGCUGAAUAGCUGUUCAAUAUUUUUUCUACCUUCCCCACCCAAUCCCCUCCUCCCAAAGAUAUGGAAAAGAUGGGCGUUUCAAUUUUGUGUGUAAAGGUAUUGAAGAUAUUUUCCACAUAAUAAGGAUGAAGUUUGAUAAUCA